Tremella mesenterica DSM 1558 is the source of this 1545-nucleotide messenger RNA. RefSeq lists its product as uncharacterized. Gene Ontology annotation, biological process: transmembrane transport. Lineage: Eukaryota; Fungi; Basidiomycota; Tremellomycetes; Tremellales; Tremellaceae. Gene Ontology annotation, molecular function: transmembrane transporter activity. The transcript has 12 exons. The record is from RefSeq and is a predicted model, not a curated record. Bases 1 to 1545 code for a protein of 514 amino acids. Gene Ontology annotation, cellular component: membrane.
AUGGAUGUUCCCGUAUCUCAUAAAGUGUCCAACUCGAUUUCGGUGGCCAUACCUCCACCGGAUGAGAGGAAUGUGUCACUUCCCGAACUUAGCAAAAUGAAGAUGGUACUCCUUGCCAUAAAUAUCAUGCUCACUUAUUUUAUCGCCACAGCAAGUGUCACAGCCACUACUCUACUCCUACCAAAGAUCGCAGAGGACUUGGGAACUUCUCAACUACAGACUCAAUGGGUCGUAUCUGCCUAUACGCUGACUUAUGGCUGCACCCUGAUGGUGUCUGGUAGAUUCGCAGAUCUCUACGGACGAAAAAUGCUCUUCCUUUCUGGUUUGGCUGUCGCUGCUGUAUUCUCCAUCUUAUCCGCUGUCAUCCGUAACCUCAUCGCUAUCUGCGUCCUACGAGCUUUAGUCGGACUGGGCUUGGCCAUCUCUUCUCCAGCCGGUUUCGGUAUCAUCGGCGUCACUUUCCGUAAAGAACCAGCACGUUCCGUCGCCUUUGCAGCUUUUGGUCUUGGUGCCCCUGUGGGUUCCACCACGGGUACAAUCUUAGGAGGGGCCGUAGCCGACUUGGGAAAACACGGAUGGGCAUAUCUGUUUUACAUCAUCGCCGGUCUCGCAGCCAUUCCUUGUCUGCUCGGUCUCUGGAUUAUCCCAUCUGAUCACCGUUUCCUUCGGGCACAAGCUGGUGACAGACGGAUAGACUGGCUCGGAGGAGGUUUGGUGACUACUGCCGUAUUCCUCUUGUCCUUCUCUAUCACUGAGAGCGGGCAAGUUGCAUCCGGGUGGAAAACGCCAUGGAUUAUCGUCAUGCUCGUACUCUCCCUCUUACUCUUCAUCAUAUUCGGGUUCUGGGAACAUCACCUCGAAACACGUACAACCCUUCCACCCAUCAUCAAGAUCUCCCUCUUCUCGAGACAUGGUUGGAAACUUACGGCCAUCAAUUUGACGGCAUUCUGUAUAAUGUUCUCUGCUUUCUCGGUGUUGUACACCCUGGCGUUAUUUUAUCAAGAUUACAAGGGUUUGGAUGCGCUGGGAAACGCUAUACGUCUUUUGCCGUCCAAUAUCACAGGCCUUUUUGCAGCUGGCGGAGUCAUGUAUCUGGCGCCUAGAUUCCGCGCACCUGUACUCAUCGUACUGGGAUGUAUUGCAACUGGAUCAACCUCGCUGUUACUAGCCGUUGAGCCUCGUGGAACAAGAUAUUGGUAUUGUGAAUUCUGGGCUCUGAUUUUAUUCCCUCCGGGGAUAGAUUUCACCGUUUGUCUAGGAAACAUCAUGAUCUCCAAUCUGGUUUCAGACGACGAACAAUCUGUAGCCGGAGCUUUGUUCCAGCUCAACACACAAAUUGCUGCUGUUCUAGGGGUGUGUUGUUCAUCUCUGAUCGUUACUACACGUACGCAAGCGACGGGAGAUAUACUAGUAGGAUUGAGGUCUGCUUGGUGGAUGUCUGCAGCGUUUGCUUGGUGUAGUGGCGUGAUCGUUGCUAUCAUGUUGCGCAAAGUAAGGUUAGCAAAAGAUAUAGCAAUGACUUUGAAGCCUACUGGUACUGUAUGA